This is a messenger RNA of Osmerus eperlanus (European smelt), 3167 nucleotides long. RefSeq names its product acyl-CoA binding domain containing 5a (gene acbd5a). Lineage: Eukaryota; Metazoa; Chordata; Actinopteri; Osmeriformes; Osmeridae. Gene Ontology annotation, biological process: fatty acid metabolic process; pexophagy. Gene Ontology annotation, molecular function: fatty-acyl-CoA binding. Gene Ontology annotation, cellular component: cytoplasm; peroxisome. The record is from RefSeq and is a predicted model, not a curated record. The coding region runs from base 29 to 1756 and encodes 575 amino acids. The transcript has 14 exons.
UAUACAAUAGAAAACUACAUUUCCCAUAAUGUCUUUCGCCUUUCUCUUCUGCAAUGUAGACUAUGGCGUCUGGUGGCAAGCGUUAGAGAGGUCGCUUCUCACGUCAGGUAGAUCAUCAAAUGGUUUGACGAUCUCACCAUCCCAAUUCACAUUCUGUGUCAUGAUGGAGUGUGUCAGUGUAAAGGAUGACAGACCUUUGCACGAGCUGAGGUUUGACGCUGCUGUCAAAGUGAUACAAAGUUUACCCCCCGACGGUUCCUUUCAACCCUCCAAUGACAUGAUGCUCAAAUUUUAUAGUUAUUACAAACAAGCCACAAUAGGACCUUGCAAAAUACCCCGCCCUGGGUUCUGGGACCCUGUGGGCAAAGCUAAAUGGGAUGCAUGGAGUUCUCUUGAAGAUAUGAGCAAGGAACAAGCAAUGAAAGGUUAUGUUGAUGAAAUGAAACUUAUUCUUGAGGGCAUGCCCAUCACGGAUGAGGUGGAGCAGCUCCUGCAGGUAAUGGGCCCGUUCUACGAGCUGGUGGACGAGAAGAAAAAGCUCAGUCAGGUGUCAGACCUGACCACAGCCCGUUUGACAAAGUUUGCUAGACAACUUGAAGGAUUUGGGACGACGUUAGGUUCCAUGCCCUCUAAGAGCGUCACAAUGAGCAUCAUCAGAACCCUGGAGAUGAACGGUACUUUGGAGACCCGACCAGCCAGGCUAGCUCCUCCUAACCAUAACAACAUCUUGGAGGUCGAGCAAAAAGCAGAGGAAAUACAGGAAGACGACGAUGAUAUCGGAGAAGAGGAUGAAGAGGAAGACGUCGAGAUAAGGGAGUCGAAACAAGACCAGAAAACUGCGGUCUCCCAGGCAAAGAAGAAGGGCUCCGCCAGGAAACCCAAAGUGCCUGGGUCUAACGGUAGGGUGGGGAACGGACUGGCCCACCAGACCAAUGGCACCCACUCCUCCAAGUCUGCGCUGAACAGCGACGACUCUGAGGAGGGCUUCAUCAGCACCUCCCUGCUCCCUGAGCUGCAGGUUAACGGGCACCACACAGAUCCAUGUGAAGAUGUGUCUGGUCCCCAUCACCUGGCGAGUGACUCUGACAGUGAGGUGUACUGUGACUCGAUGGACCAGUUUGGUCUAGAGGAGGGCUCAGAUGAGCAGAUGAACUGUUCUCUGGAUCUGGAGGAGGGGGAGGAGGGGGAGAGCCACAGCCCUCUGUCCUCUCAGGAGGAGCCCCAGGCAGGGCUUGGGGCCCCCGGGGUGGAGCAGGACCUCCCAGAGGGCAUGCAGUGUGGAGGGGAGGAACCGCAGACAGGUGGAGCUGCUUCUUAUAGACAGAGACAAAGCACAGAGAGGCCUGAUAGCUCCCUAGUCAGGAGAAGCAGGGGUUCCAGGUCGUCAAGCCAAAGUUCUGGGGCCCAGGGCCCCACGCAGGGCAGCGGAGGGAAUGGGGACCGCUGGGGGGCCGCUGUGCCCCCUGGGGGAAGCCUGAACGAGCAGAUAGUGGUGGCUCUGGCCAGACUUCAGGAGGACAUGCAGAGUGUUCUAGAGAGACUGCACACUCUAGAGGCUCUCACCGCCUCCCAGGCAAGGUCAUUGGCUUUAUCUCCCAAUUAUACAUCAACCCCAGCAAAAAAGAGCAGCAAGAAACCUUCCUGGUGGCCUUUCGAUGUGUCUCCAAGCACAGUGGCCUUCGCAGUGUUGUGGCCAUUUGUGGUGCAGUGGCUUAUCCGUGUAUACUUUCAACGUAGAAGAAGACGAAUCAACUGAGAAGUCUACUGGCCGAAACAGAUAAGGGAGGAGGGAUAGGAGAUCUCUCUGUGUCUUUGAUUGGCUAACGGCCAUGGCCCCCUUCCGCUCCACCCCUUCAGCUCAGUAACUCCAGCUUUUGCACUAUGAAGACGGCACUAGGAGGAGUGAGAGAAAGCUUUUGGCACUAGAAAGUGAAAUCAAAGAAAAAUGUGAAUGUAUUGGAUUGCAUCUUACAUAGUCAUACAGGCUUUUAGAGACGAUACUAGUACCGUACCACGUCAGUCAUUUCUUGGUGUGUGUGUGGAUGUCUCGGAAAGGGAGAUUUGUCCAUUGGAAUGUGGCAGUGUUUAUAUGUUGCUGUCAGUCCUCCUUUUCUUUUAUGUCCGUUGGUAAGAUCUGACAUCACUGGAACUCUGCAUCUGUACUGUAAUAGGCCGAAGGGAGUUUCCUACCAUGUCCUGCAAAUGCUAGCAACUGAGAAACCCUAACCAUAUCCAUAAUACUUGCUUUAGCAAUGCUGCUGAGAUAUUGUACAAACUGUAGUAUACAGUGAAAUGUAAUGGUGUAAUGUGUGAGAGAUGUUAGUUAAUUCUUUUAAAAAAAACUUGUUGAUUUUUCUAUAAAGUUGGUUGUCAUAUAACAACUUGAUAAUGAUAUGAAGACAUUGAAGGCGAGUUUUUAUUACGUUUGGGAAGAUUAGUUUGUUUUCUUCUGUUCAACUGAACUAAACGUCAAAAAAGGUUCACCAAUAUUUCAUAUCUGGAUACAUGUUUAUUCUGGAGUCUGGAAUUUCAAAAGUUUGUAAUACUUUUUCAGAACGGUGAUUGGUCUAGAACAGAUGGUAGGUCUGUGUGGGAUGUGGUUCAGGGACAGGUCGGUUUGAGUUGCAGUUUGGUUCAGAUCCGAGUGAAACACCACAGACUUUACUUUACAGACACAAAUCCAAUGCAACCAAAAGGAUGAAAAAUUACCAUUUGGAUUAUUCUCACUUAUUGCCAUUAUUUGGUAUUUUCUAUAUGUUCAAAUAUAUAUUUUUUAUGUUUAAAAGUAGCAAUGUCAUUCAGUUUGUGUAAAUUGACUCUCAAUCUGCAUAUUUUGUCUGACUGAAAUCAUAUUAGCUUCCUUGUUUGUGUUUUUUAUUAAUUGUAUAAUAAUGAUAGCUGUACAGUAAUGAGAUGUAAAUUAUAACUAAAAUGCAAUAUUUUAAUUGCAUUAUCCUGUAUUAAUGUAGUAUAUUACUAAAUAAUGAAUUUAAUAUAUGUAACAAAGUUUGCAUCGGCAAUAGCACUGAAUCUUUACAGAGCCUUUCAUUUGUUUAAAUAGAUCAAUUCACCUUUUUACUCAAAUCAAAGCUAUAAAAUUAUUUGCCUAUGGGUGGACAGCUCUUUGCAUGUAAUUCAAGCCACAAAUAAAGUUUUCAUUAAUGGUU